UGUACCCUGUAUGUAUUUCUCUUUUCCAAAAAGUUACAUUGAGAGGGACUAACAGCAAACUGAAAAGAGAAUAGACCGUUUGUUUUUGUCCGUGGAAGUAAUCGAUACAAUUGGGGAAAAGGGCUCUUUCGGGAAAUUGAUUUUCCUAAAAUUCCAGUGAAACCCUUUUUCUCCUUAUUUCGGAUGUGGGUUUAUGUUGUCACUGUCACUUCAAAUUAAGUGGAAUCUUUCCCUUUGCGUUAAGAAUAAAUUUUUCUCACCAUUUUUUAAUAUCAGGGGGCAACUUUUACCACCCAUUAAUAGAUUGGAAAAUGAAAAUUGAGUAGGGGUGACUUGAAAUGUUAGGAAAGAUUGCCAAAACACUGGCUGAUAUGUGGGAAUUCGAUGACACUAUUUAACAGAGGGAUGGCGGCGUUCGAAGGGUUGCAAGUGCAGUAGCAACACGUGCUUAAAACGCCCUUGGGACCCUCUCCCUGCCGUGGGAAAAUAGAGCCAAUAUUUUCACGAACAACUAUGGUCAAGUACACUUCAACCUUUAACAUUUGUAAAAAAAAAAUAUGCUCCUCCUUGAACCUUCAAAAUUGCAAUUCAAAAAUCGUAUAAAUGGAAGAAGAUGAAAUAUGAAUAUUCCAUUUUCAAUGAAUAUGGUUAAACUCCGUUCACCGGUUCAUUGUGCAUGCUAAUAACGCGUGGAAAAAAAGGCACAUAAAUAAAUCCAGAAGACAAUAGAACGGAGGAACAGUGCUCCGUUACGUUUUCAUUGCGGAAAAACGGUGGGCUCGCAGAUGUCGACCACCGGCUGAAAUCUAUUCUCUGUGUUUGUCGCCACGGGGUGUCGUAAGUCCUUCUUCAAACGACACCCCAAUUUACGCAAUCACGAUUCGCUGUUCGUUCUUCGCCAAUAACUAAAUGCGUUCCACGAACGUCAUUUAUGAGAUUAUGAAGAACAUAUCAAUCUCUUGGGGUGAUUUUUCUGAAUACACAGAACGAUCCUCCUGAAUUGCAUCUGAUUCAUCGACAAGUUAAUUUACCUAAAAUUUAUUCUGAGUUUCUUUUAAAAAAAAAGGCAAGUCCUAGUAGAAAAUACAUCUCUAUCCAAUUAAAGAGUGUCUCGCAGAUUUUUUCAAGGUCCCCAUCGUGAAAAGCAUGCACGUGCGUACCAGAUACAAAGAGGAACCGUGUUUCCUUCGUUGGGUUGAGACGAUUGCAAGGGUGGUGCAUUGUGACCGGGGUAGCUAACGUCGAACAGAUGCAGCCAACUCGGUGCAUUGUGUCGCAGAGGUCCGGUUACGUUUUAUUGCGUUACUUGUCUUCCACGGUGGCGCGCGACACGCGUUCUUCCUCUAUGGAAGACGUUUCUUUCGUUGACAGAAGAAAAGAGAAACGUCGAGGGUGGUCGGCGCCAGUCUCAUCCUCCCUCCCCGUCGAUAUCGCGAAAAAAAAAAAAUCGUCCAGGACACGGGAUCGGUGUCCUAGAAAUCGGAGAACGUCCAACGGGAUCGGACCUACGGUGUCCUUGAAACUGGAGACGCCGAACCGGAAGCAAGGUGCGUUACCAACAGAGAAAUUGUUCCAUCAAGCUUUCGUGUGAAACGAAGAGGAGUUCGAAGCAGCCUCGUUCAAUGAACUUCGAUUUCAUCGUAAUAAAGAAGAUGAGAGGAGAAGAGGACAAAUUGAGGAGUUGGUACGAGUGUGAAAUACGAAGAGGCAGUAAUAAAAAAGGAAAGAAAGAAUCUCAAGUGGUUGCACAUGAGGGACGAAACUUUUCGGCUACCUACGUCAGCGAUUAUUCUCUCUCCGAAAGUAAAGGGAAAACUCGUAAAUUUCUGAACGACAAGAUUCUAGACGAGUGUGGCUGGCGCCAGUGAAAUUUCGAAGGUCAACUACUCUCUUCAACGUUCGCAUCAUUCUUAUCCUCUUUCACAUCUGCAGUCAGAGGGAUUCGAGGGGUUGGAAGUUCUUUAGAUGCAGAAAUAGGAAGAUGAACAAGUUACAGUAAAAAUUUUGCGUGGCAUUUAGAGGAAAAAAAUCGGUAUCGAAUUUCAUGUAAGAGAUCCUACCGAUCGACGCCCACUACUGCUACGACCUCCGUCCUAAGUAAUUUGAGACAAGGGCGUAACCAUCCACUUCUUUCCCUUCUCGACAAGCUUCUUCUUAUUCUUUUUCAGCUUUUACCGACUCUUCUUCACCCGUUACCUUCAAAAUGGCUACUACAUUUUUUUACACAAAGGAUUAUAAAUCAAACAGAAAAAUAAGAAUAUCAAGCAUAAUUAAUGAGAUCAAUGGUACGGAAAUGAAGGAGUAUAAACUUUAAUAUUUACAGUUUCCGGCCCGCUAGAAUUAAUUGUCGUGUACGGAGUGUUACGAGCAGAGUUGAAGGAACGUCCGGGAAUAUCCUUUACCGCCAAAGGGAUUCACCCUAAACGGUAACAAUCCCAUGGGACGUUUCUCUGACCGGGACAACCUGUCGCAUAAAUACCAAAGUUGCCACCUGUUUUCCUGUUUUCGACCACACGUGCUGCUCGCCGCGCUAAUUAAUUACCCAAUUAAUCAUUUUAAUUGAAAAUUUUGCAAAUUACACCUCUGACUAUUAAGCGUCGUUAUUUUAAUAUCUGUAAUUUAAAGUGAUGAAUUAAACGAUGUAUCAUCAUCGAAGGAUGCUAAUCGAGUGAGUCACACUCAUAAAUGUAUAUUACGAAGUUACGAGAAGUUGAUGAGGGAAAAAAAGGUGUAGUAAAUUGUUGGCGAUAAGCAUAGGCGUCUGGUUCUAUACCCGAUUGUCGCCAGACCCGAUACACGUGUUAAUGCUAAUUAUUUAUCGGUCGUAGGUAUUAAUAGCAUUUUAAGUAAAAAUUCUGUAAUCUUACUUGUCAGACAGCAUGGCAAGAGUGAAAAAUAUGGAGAUUGCUUCAGGAUAUUCCAUUUUUUCUGCCCUCUUCAAGAAUUCUUCCCUGUAGAGGUACACUAUUACUCUUGAUCUUUCAUUUUUUCUCAUUCAUAUUUUUUCUGGUUCUUCUGGUAGAUAGCGAAGAAAGUGAUUGGUCGAGUGGUUGGUCGGCGGUCUGGUCGCAGAAACUUCUUGACAGAGCUGAAAACGUUGUCAAAGAGAACGCCGCGCGAUCGAGCAACCACUUCUAAACGCGACUAAUUUCUUCCCUUUGAUGCCAGGCGACCGAUUACCACGCCUUUCCAGAGAACGGUGCUUUUCCGUCACAAUUUCCACGUCCAGGGAAUUUUCAUCGAGUACUUGUGUAAUGUCACCGAAGAAACCGAAGGAGGUGUCAUCUUUUUAAUUACUAAAAAAUUUUAGUAUCUAAAUCGUUGUAUAAUUAACAUAAUCAAUUAGCAAAUUGAAUUAAAGUAAUCAUACGACAAUAGCACGAAGAAGAGAGAAAUUAAAGUGCAUUCGUCAAUCGUAAGGGUAGAAGGGGAGGGAGAAGGGUGCGGUGCGGUUUCCCACAAACAGACAGAAGCGAUUAGAGGGUGAUUAGAAAGAAGGUGUUCUGGAUUGCAUCCCACCACCGUAAAAGCGCCGGCGUUUCGAAACGUCUGAGUGUCCAAAUGCUCCCCUCGCCACUUUUACACCCCCGAGUCGAGUAGCAGACACCGAAUCGUGUUCCAGGGGCUGAUACCGUGGGGUUGGACAGGAUUUUCCCCCCUCUCUAUCGGCAAACAGCCAUGCGACGCACGCUCUCCCUUCUUCCCUUUUUUUCUUACCCUCCUAUUAGUACUCGUGUGGAGCUGUCGCGAUUAUUACUUAAUAGAUAUCGCGGUUAAACAGACUUCCGGUGAUAAGAGGAUCAAGAGGUACGUAGAAGUUUCAGCUGGCAGACGUUUUCGGUCGAACUUUUUAACAAGAAAAUAAACCGAGAAUGGUAAUUAAAAAUCUAAUGAUUAAUCAUCGAUUUGGAGAUUUUUUUUCUUAAUGAAACGCGUGCCAGUCUCGUGGCCUCGAGUUUCAUAGGGGUUUACCCGUUCACUAAUUAUUAUUUCCGUCGUUAAGUAGGCUAUUUUUUUUCAGGAAAGACCCGCAGACGUAAACAAAGAGUUGAACGACGGUGUUCUGUGCUCUAUCGGUAGCGCAGCUACCGGAAUUUAUUUAUUUUCCCCGCGAUGACACGUGGUUCCUCUUCUCUUCUUUCUUCAUUUUCCCCGGUUUCUUCAACUUCCCGUCCGACUAAUUCGAAACCUCGAUCUUUCAAGAACUACCUUUUCUUCAAAUCUACCAUGAGUGACAUUAUUAAAAUAUGAUUCCAUCUUUCUUCUGAAUUUUAAAGAAAAGGAAAUUAGAAAGCAUCCGGAUUAAUUUGUAAAGAAAUCGAUAAUCGUUAAAAGUUAAUCUCUGAAAGAGGAGCAAAAGUAAGACGAGUAAAUGGUGAUGUUCCAGUGUCGGAUAAAGAGAGAGGAAGUAAAGAUUGGAAGAGAUGAGAGAGGAGGAUAGAAGAGAGAAAUUCAGAGGGGCCAUGUGGCGUUUCAGGAGAUAUCAAAUCAUACUACGUGUACGCCAUGCCGCCCCCUAAAUAUAGUUUAUUGCGUUACCGAGUAUUAAUGGAUACUCCUAUAGAAAAGACCAACACAGACACGGUAUUACUCGUCGAGCUAGGAAAAUUCAGAUCUCUCAUCAAUAACUUCUCUCUAUUCCUUACCUAUAAUCUACGAAAGACGAUCAUUUGGAAUUCUGUUAAUCUUGUACGCUGAAAUCUAACGUUUAUUGAUCCAUGUCUCGUGUAACUGAUUUCUGUAAAUCGUGUAAUGUAUCUGCUGUAUCUCUUGUUGUGUAUCACGAAUCGUUCGCGAUUCGUGUCGAAUGGAAACGAGGUCGUCCAAUGUACUUUGCGUUCAUUUAGCCCAAAGUAAACUCUCGAAUCUCAAAUAAAUAUACUCUAAAAUUCAAUAAAAUAAACCGCGUGAAAUUGUAAAAUACUUUGGAAGUUGUAAUCGUAUAAAUCUGGAAAUUUUAUUGAUUCAACAUUCCAAGAAUAUUUUAUAAAAAUGAUUCUUCGAACUCCCGUGUGGUCCUAAUUUUCAAGAAAACAGUGACCAAAAAUUGAGAUGAUCGAAUGAAAAUACCGGUUUUAGGUCAACAUCCUUCAGAUCUAUCGUUAUUAUUCUACCUGAAGGAACUAUCGUAAGUCAAACUGUUAGAAAUGAAAUUAGAGGAAGAAGAUUAGGUAGAGGAGGAAGAAUCCUCGGAAGGGGUACGAAGAAAACCGUGGCCAGUUCCGGUGUCACAAAUCGAAAAUGUAAACAGUGACAUUGCGUACACGUGUACUCUGUAUAUCAUAAACUAGACGCUCGUCUUUUCCUCUUGCUUACUACGUCCGUUUCCCGGGUUCAUUCAUGAAAAUCUGACAGCCCUUUAAAAACCGUCAACUAUGGAUGCACGUGGAUACUCUUUACUUUCUCCCAUUCAAAACUUUUUCCCCCUCGAAACUUUAUUAUUUUACAACGUACCGUCCGUUUUCAGCGUGAAAACGACAUUAAUAUUUAUAAGGUUCGAAGAAAGUUUAUCGAAAUGGAAGAAGAGGAAGAGACAAACGGUUACUCUUCGCCUCUGGAAUAAUAAACAAACCCUUUUUCUUCCUGAACGACAGUACACAGUGGGUAGUUGUUAAGGGAACACGGUGUUCCCUGAUCUGGGUUAAUAAAAAUUUCGAACACGGGUGUCGCGUUUCAAGGAACACCGACGCAACAUUCUUCUGCCACCGAGUCAUCGAAGAGUCCUUUGAUCGCGUUUGAAAAGGGGUUGAGAGACGGCAGGCGCUACCGAAAAAGAUGCUCCUUCCCGGAAAAUGACCCUUAAAUCAUCUUUAUCGUCCUAAACUUCACUUUGAACCUUUCGUAUUGGCAGCGUGUUUCAAACAAAAUUUUGCUCUUUCGAGAUGAAAGAUUUUCACUGGUACGAAAUUAGAUCAUCCGGUUGAUUGAAUUAAUUUACUCCUAUCUUGGAAGAUAGAAUUUUUAAUUCGUUAGACACCGAGUCGACGAAGAAGCUGAUGGACGAUGGUGUUGACGGUAAUCAAUUGUGACAGAAAGAUGGUUUUUUGUCAUUUAGAGAAGCAUCGCCCUGGGAAAAAGGGAGAUAAAGCCACUUACGCAUGUAAGUUGGCUUGAAAGCGAGCUUCGUACGCUGACCGAUACUAUUUUCAGCCGUUUUUGCCGCUAAUUACGGCGCUCGUGGAAGGAGCGACCUUUAUCGAAAGCCACUCGACUAACUAAGGCUCGAUGCUUCAGAUUAAAAGCCCGCCACGAAUUUAAAAUAGAAUACACUUCGGUGAAAUUCAGAGUCUUUUCUUCAAUAAUUUAAUCGGAAGUGAAGGGAAUUGAAAGGGGCCUGGUAUCCUUUUUAAAAUAAAAUAAAAAAAAAGAAUAAAAAGAAGAAAUUAUAGUUGCACGAUUGAUACCGACAGAAUCGCGAAUAGGACGUGGAAGUUCCGAUGGUGGUAUCCUAAAUCAUGUCCCUCCGCUGAAUCCCCUUUCAAUUUACUAAUUGAAUCGAAAAAGUCCGCAUGGGCGUAAACGAAACGAAGCUCCGCCUUUCUGCUUGGCUACGCGAUCCUCUCGUUCGUGUCUACACCCACUACAUUGGAUAACGCAGGCAGCUAACGCAUGCUGUGGGUGCGCGUCACCCAAAUCUCCCUUCUUCUCAGUGGCACUUGGACUGCAUCCGGAAACGCAUGUCUCUUGCAUCCCUCGUGACCUCGCUGAUUUUUCUCCGCUGACACUGCAGCCAUUCGAAUAACAAAGGGUUGUUACUCGGUCAUUGGGUGUCGCGGUGAAUUUUAGGAAUAUUCUAUGAGGAAGGUGAACGGUGAACGGUGUGACAAAUUAGUGUUUACUUUAUACGAAAUUAAAUAGUUCUAUUGGUGGAUUCUCUAGUGAAAGUUUGUGUGGAAAGAGGGUGCAAUGCUGGGGGGUUACGAGACGCAACCGGAUUAUUAUCCGCAGUGGCAUCAGCCCUACAAUUAUGUCACACAAUUACCAUAUGGUCCAUUGAACGUUCCCGACGCGGACAGCCAAUCAACGUACUGGGGUGCGGAUUCCGGGAUCUCCGGGGGUAGUUCCGGCGCGGGAAGUCCCACCGCCUCUACGCCACCCUUGAUCGAAGAAAUUGGUGUCCAAGAGACCAGUUACUCCCCUUUGCAACAAUACUCUCACCCUUCCAUCAACCAACACUACUCGAAUCUAAUGUAUCCACCUCAACAAGAGCUUCCCCAUCAUCUCCAUCACCACCAUCAUCAUCAGCAACAACAGCCACAAAAUCAUCGAAGAGACAGCAAUUAUUCAACGAUCACCUCGAUUAAUCAGGUGGAUGUUUCUCUUCAACAACAUUUGAGACAAGGGACAAGAGAGGGUGGUGUCGUGAUCAGACCCAAAAGAAGGAACACAGCUAACAAGAAAGAACGAAGACGAACGCAGAGUAUAAACAACGCGUUUGCCGAUCUCCGUGAUUGCAUACCGAACGUUCCUGCUGACACGAAAUUAUCGAAGAUUAAGACGUUAAGGCUGGCAGCCUCGUACAUCGGGUAUCUUAUGGCGGUACUCGAGAGCGACGAGGGAGAGGAACCGCAGACAUUCAGAGCGGAAAUUCUGUCGAACGGAAGGAGGAACAAAACGGCUCAAGGAAAUCAGAACGAGUCGUGUUUGCACGCCGCGUCGAGUCUCGGCUCGGAGGAAUCGUCGAAGAGUAAAGGAAGAACCGGAUGGCCGCAACAUAUGUGGGCCCUCGAAUUGAAACAGGAAUCAAAUACCAACCAAAUGCAAUAAAAUCAUAGAUUUCUGUCUAUCUAUUCCACCCAUGUUUUUGCAACGAUUCGAUGUCGAUAGAGUAGAUGUAAAAAAAAAAAAAAAAAGCGAUAAGUGAUCGUUCUGUAAAUACGCGUUUACGAGUUACAUGUGUAAAUAGAAGUGUCUUGUUUCUUAGUUGAUAAUUAGAAUUAAUUAGUCCUCUGCAUUAUCUUCGUUUCUAUUCAUCGAUUAUGGUGAGUAAAUGUUUCAUUUAAUUUUUUCAAAAUUCUAAUAAUUAGAAGAAAUGCAGGGAGCUAAUUAAAGUACAGGAUGUAUAUCCAUUAACCUAUGAAAAAUAAGGGAUGAAGGAGUGUAAUUAAUUACGUAACUGGUAGGACUACUUCCUUGAUUAUUUCAGUGCAAUAUUAAAUUCAUUAUCAUUAAAAUUCAUUCCAUUCUAACUUGACAAGAUAAAACUCUUCGUAUUUCAAUUUCUACCUGUUCUAAUUAAUUUUUUUUUAAUCAAUUGGGUUUAAUUGCCUGUAAACUUUUGUAUAAAGUACCGUCAGCGAGGUAUGAAAAGUCACUAGCAAUAAAUGGAUUAUCGUAACUUAAA
Osmia lignaria (orchard mason bee) is the source of this 8344-nucleotide messenger RNA. RefSeq names its product heart- and neural crest derivatives-expressed protein (gene Hand). Lineage: Eukaryota; Metazoa; Arthropoda; Insecta; Hymenoptera; Megachilidae. Gene Ontology annotation, biological process: regulation of transcription by RNA polymerase II; developmental process. The record is from RefSeq and is a predicted model, not a curated record. Gene Ontology annotation, molecular function: DNA-binding transcription factor activity, RNA polymerase II-specific; RNA polymerase II transcription regulatory region sequence-specific DNA binding; protein dimerization activity.